This is a messenger RNA of Trichechus manatus latirostris (Florida manatee), 951 nucleotides long. RefSeq names its product olfactory receptor 1L1-like. Gene Ontology annotation, molecular function: olfactory receptor activity; G protein-coupled receptor activity. The record is from RefSeq and is a predicted model, not a curated record. Lineage: Eukaryota; Metazoa; Chordata; Mammalia; Sirenia; Trichechidae. Gene Ontology annotation, biological process: G protein-coupled receptor signaling pathway. Gene Ontology annotation, cellular component: plasma membrane. The transcript has a single exon.
UUAGGCAAAAUCAAAACCAUGGGAUGGAAGAACUUAACAAGACCCUCUGAAUUCAUUCUCCUGGGGAUAUCCUCUAGGCCUGAGGAUCAGAAGCCUCUCUUUGUCUUCUUUCUAAGUAUAGACCUCGUCACUGUGAUGGGAAACCUGGUCAUUAUCUUGACCAUCUAUUCAGAUACUCGCCUACAGACCCCCAUGUAUUUCUUCUUGAGCAUUCUGUCCUUUGUUGAUGUUUGCUACACAACAGUCAUUAUUCCAAAGAUGCUGAUAAACUUCUUAUCAGAAACAAAGACCAUUCCUUAUGGUGAGUGCCUGACCCAGAUGUAUUUCUUCCUGUCUUUUGCUAAUGUAGAUAGUUACAUCCUAGGGGCCAUGGCCACUGACUGCUAUGUGGCCAUAAGCAACCCUUUUCAUUACAUCACCAUCAUGAGCCAUAAACGCUGUAUCCUGCUGCUGGUCAUCUCCUUCUGCAUCCCAUUCCUCCACUCACUACCGCAUGUCUACCUGAUUAAUCAGCUCUACUUCUGUGCUUCCAAUAUUAUCCAUCACUUCCUCUGUGAUGUCAACCCAUUGCUGAAGUUGUCUUGUUCAUCUACAUUUGCCAGAGAAAUAGUGAUAAAGACAGAAGGACUACCUGUCAUAAUGACCCCCUUUUCAUACAUCAUCAUCUUUUAUCUGAGAAUCCUCACCAUUGUUCUGAAGAUCCCUUCAGCUGCUGGGAAGCACAAAGCCUUCUCCACCUGUAGCUCUCAUCUCACAGUGGGGACCCUGUUUUAUGGAAGCAUUAGCUAUGUCUAUUUCCAGCCCUUGUUCAACUAUACUGUCAAGGACUGAAUAGCAACACUCAUCUAUACAAUAUUGACACCGAUGUUGAACCCAUUUAUCUACAGUCUGAGAAACAAAGACAUGAAGCAGGGCUUGGCAAAGCUGAUGGACAGGGUGAAGUCGCAAUAA